AUGGACACGCUUCAAUCAGUCCUUGUCGUCGGAGGUUGUGGUUUCCUCGGUCAUCACAUUGUCAAACAUCUCUUGGCCAGGAAGGAUGGCACUAGAAUUUAUGUUAUGGGACGCUCGAACAGCCAACGCCGACGACACGGUGUUGAGUACCUUGAGGGUGAUAUUACAGAUGACACAUCGGUGCAGUCAGUCGUCAACUCUGUCAAACCACAAGUCAUCAUCAAUACAGUCGCUCCAAUCACCUAUCCACUCAAAGGAACACCAGAGUUCCACUAUAAGGUCAACGUAGAAGGGACAGCAAAUCUCAUUCGAGCAGCUGCCGCUUGUCCUAAUACUGUGGCCUUCGUCUACACGUCCUCAGCACAUACUUUACUCGAGACCGACUAUCUCAACGCCAAGGAAUCUGAUCCUAUUGACGAAAGUCCCGAUGGCCGUCGUUACGCUACAACCACUAAGGCUAUUGCUGAUCGACUGACAAGGUCUGCAAACAAUGACUUACCUAUCGAUGCAGGCGGGCUACGCACCGCAUGUAUCAGACCUUGUGCCAUGUUUGGCGAGAAUGACACCCAGCUCCUCCUGGCCAUGCUCAACCAACUACAGGAAAACCGUCAAGGCUAUCAAAUCGGUUCCAACUCUGCCUGGUACGACUUUGUCUACGUUGGUAAUGUGGUAGAGGCACACAUCAAAGCUGCCGAAGCCCUUGUACGCGAAGCUGCUCAAGGAGCAGAAAAAGGCAAACAAAUUGGUGGAGAGUCGUUCUUCAUCACCAACGAUGACCCACGCCAUUUCUAUGAUUUUAUGAGAUUAGUAUGGCAGGCUGCUGGGGAAGACACGUCAACCUUGACACCAACCAUCAUUCCAAGCAACGUCGCUCUUGCCGCGGCUAGUGCUAGCGAUUGGGCAACUUGGGCUUUCACCUUGAGAAGAUCUUCAAAUCCUUUUCCGUCUGAGGAAGAUAUUGAACAUCUAUGUCUGAACCGCACGCAUGACAUUUCGAAGGCUAAGGAGCUUCUGGGUUAUACACCUACUGUCACGAUUGAGGAGGGCAUCCAGCGUGGAGUCAGGAGAUUUUGUUACGAUUACUGA
This is a messenger RNA of Aureobasidium melanogenum CBS 110374, 1086 nucleotides long. RefSeq names its product NAD(P)-binding protein. Gene Ontology annotation, molecular function: 3-beta-hydroxy-Delta5-steroid dehydrogenase (NAD+) activity. NCBI's taxonomy places the organism in Eukaryota, Fungi, Ascomycota, Dothideomycetes, Dothideales, Saccotheciaceae. The transcript has a single exon. The record is from RefSeq and is a predicted model, not a curated record. Bases 1 to 1086 code for a protein of 361 amino acids. Gene Ontology annotation, biological process: steroid biosynthetic process.